AUGGAUGGCGCCUCCAUGUCUACAUACAGAAGCAUAAACAAUGGCCAGUCUGAGACAAGGAUUUUAAAGGCACCUCAGAUUCCUACCAUCAUAACCACAGCUCCAAGCUCUCAGGAAACAUCGCCUCCGUCGGAAGCUGGCACAAGCACAAGUCUGGAGACACAAUCGCUUCCUGAGGACAAGAAUGAAGACGUCUUUGAUAAGACGUCUCCUUGUUCGUCUGCAACACCUACUCAAAAACCAAGUCCUGGAAAACUACCCUCGAAGGAAGCGCCGAAGGAAAAAGGAAAGGUGCCACUUAAAGAAACAAAAUCUUUGUCAAAAGGAUCUAAAGAUGAGACUAAAGCCCCUUCGCAUGAAAUGAAGUCACCAACCCAGGCUCCAAAGCCGAAGGUUGUGAAGGAAGACAGCAUUGGCAAACAUAAAAUGGUAAAAGAGGACAGUCUUACCAAAGCUGACGCCACCAAGCUUAAGGCAGAACCUCAAAGGGUUAAGCAUGAAUCGCAAAAAGUAAAAGAGGUCCCAAAGAUGAAACCAGAUCCCUCAAAGGUCCAGAAUAUUAAAAUACUCACGAAACAGACAUCUAAUCCGAAAGAGUCAACAGACGCCACAGAGAAGCCAAAGGAGGACAAGACAAAGGAUGAGAAGCCAAAGGAGGACAAGACAAAGGAGGACAAGACAAAGGAUGAGAAGCCAAAGGAGGACAAGACAAAGGAGGACAAGACAAAGGAGGACAAGACAAAGGAUGAGAAGCUUGUGAUUCGGCGAAGCUUCAAACAUAAGACUUUGGAGAGAAUGGAAAGGGUGUCAUCGCUUUCUGAAAAGCCAAGAAUUCUGCCCAAGUCUGGGAGUUUACCCAGAGCAAGUGUUCAUUCGAUUGAGCCGCAGAGUUCAGAGGAAGAUAGUACAAGUAGUUUAAGCAAACUAUCUAAGUGCACCAGUGUCUGA
Messenger RNA from Haliotis rufescens (red abalone), 948 nucleotides. RefSeq names its product thioredoxin domain-containing protein 2-like. The coding region runs from base 1 to 948 and encodes 315 amino acids. NCBI's taxonomy places the organism in Eukaryota, Metazoa, Mollusca, Gastropoda, Lepetellida, Haliotidae. The record is from RefSeq and is a predicted model, not a curated record. The transcript has a single exon.